GAUCUCCAGCAUCUUGGCACUGACCUCUGUGAACAAUCUCAAAGAUAAGUGGUACAUAUAGUGAAUUUAUACUUAUCUUUUCUCAGAUCAAGUUAUUGUUUCUUGACCAGCGGCAAUCCGCUUUGCGCGCUACCGUCACAUAGGUCUGGUUCGUUCCUCAAGCUUUCAACAUCAGUCUUUUGUAAAUCCUAUUUCUGUUCAAAUGAUAUUUAAUCCAAAGUUCUCAUUCGAUACUCCUGAUGUCACACCAGUUGUGGAUGCUCAAAAUCUAUCAUCUACCCAUGUAUCAAUUAAUAGAUUAGUAGAUACCUUAAUAGAGACCUAUCGCAAAGACAUAUGCUCCGACGAAAGUGUUGAAGUUUGCAGCGAUGCUAUUCCACCAGGAGUUUUAGAAGAUGAAAGUUCCACUACUCAGUUUACAGACGUCGUUCGAGAUAAAAGUAAUCGUGUUCGCAAGAAAAAGGAUGAGUCAGAAAAAUUUAAUUUUGCUCGUGCUGUUACAAAAUACAAGCAGGUGUCGUCAUUUAUAGAACUCAGUUUAGCUAAACCAUUACUUAAAUCACUUACUGAAAUGUCCUUAGACAAACCAACUCCUAUCCAGUGCGCAUGCAUCCCUGUUGCCUUACUUCACCAUGACAUAUGUGCUUGUGCCAGGACAGGGUCUGGUAAGACGUUAGCGUUUUUGCUGCCUAUUUUGGAGAGACUAGCAAAAAAGCCAACUGAUUUUAACCAUGCAGUUACUCGGGCCCUUGUGAUCAGUCCGACUAGGGAGUUAGCUGUGCAGAUUUUCAACGUCGCCGAAAAGCUAGUUAAAUAUUGUCCAAAGCUCAGGAUUCAGUUAGCGGCUGGAGGACUUGAUUUACACUCACAGGAGGCUUCCUUGAGAUUGAAUCCUGAUUUGGUAAUUGCAACACCGGGACGUCUGAUCGACCACCUCUCAAAUGCUCCUAGUUUUAACUUACAACACAUCGAAUACCUUGUAUUGGAUGAGGCUGACAAGCUUUUAGACGAAUACUUUGCAGAGCAAAUAGGAGAAAUUAUUAAAUUCUGCAGCACAAAACGACAGACCUUGCUAUUUUCUGCUACAAUGACGGAAAGUGUUAAAGAACUUGCUAUACUUUCGCUUCGCGACCCAGUACAAAUAUUCCUCAAUCAAGCAACUGCUGUAGCCCAAUGUUUACAUCAAGAAUUUGUUCGCAUCCGUCCACAUAGAGAGGAUGAUCGACGAGCGAUCGUCGUAGCCUUGCUGAUGCGUCAUUUUCGUAAACGGACCAUAGUUUUCUUACCAACUAAGAAGGAUUGUCACAAAAUGCAUAUUAUGUUAGGUUUGCUUGGUCUUUCAUGUACUGAGUUACAUGGCAAUAUGACACAAGCACAGAGGUUGGAGGCUUUGAAGCGUUUCUCGUAUGUUGGUGUAAGUGAUGAAUGUAAAAAUAAAAGCGCAAUUGAUCAGCUUUCUGAAAUGAAUGAACAUGAUAUACGCCCUGUUGAUAUUCUUUUGGCAACUGACUUAGCAUCAAGAGGUUUGGAUAUUCCCAAUGUACAAACAGUUAUCAAUUAUACUUUACCUCAAACUAUGAAACAGUAUGUACACAGAGUUGGUCGUACCGCUAGAAUUAUGAAUGUUGGUCGGUGAGUUCCUGUUUAUAAGCUCAUGCUUUCCCAGUAAUUGUAAUGUUUUUUCUACGUUUCUGUUUACGGAUAAGCAACUACAGUAAGACACAAGCAAAUCACUUAGCUAUGUCUUCUUUUUGGACGUUUAUAAUUAAUAAUUAGUAGAAAGCCAUGUUCUUAUAACUCAGCGAUUUAUUUCUUAUGGCACGUAUUAUAGCUUGUUGAGUAAUUGUUUAAUCAUUCUAGUAAAUCAACAAUCCAGUCAGUCUUUGCUUACUCUUACUAGGGGCAAAAGGUAAACAUUCAUAUAAGUUAAUUAUUCUUUACAUCAAAACUUAUAAACUAUCAUAACGGAUUCUCAAUAUGAUAAUAGUUGAAAAAAGAUAUACCAAUACAAAAAUCAAAUCUACUUAUAAACGUUUAGAGCUUUAUCGAACUAUAUCCCAUUUAGUUUAGUCCUAUCUCUCAACAAUUCAUAUCGUAUUACUCAGCUAUUUCAAUAGACAUUGUGUCGUUUCUUUUCAAUGAAUAAACAAACUCUCGUCGAAUUUGAUAAUCCUUGUUAUUUUAAGACUUAUUUGGUCCUUACAAAACUUAUAAUCAUGAUUGUAUUGUCAAUUUAGAGUGUACAAGUGCUAUAUAUUACCGUUGUUUGUAUGAAAAUUACUCACCAUCUUACGUACAAAAAUCGAGCGAGUAAGUCAAAUCGUCUAAGUAACAGAAUGUACUAAACUAAAGAUCAAUUCUGAAUUAGGAAUGAGGUGAAAAGCGUCUAGUUCACUUUACUUGUUGCAAUGUUUCUGUACAAAUACGAGAUUAUGUUCCUUUUAAGCUUAAUUACUAUUACUAGAUAGUACAAGAUUUCUAAAUUCUGCGAGUUAUAAUUGUUUCGAUUACAUUAUGUCAUUUUUUACUAACUUUACUUGAUAAUUUCAUUUAAAGAGCAGUGUCUUUAGUGGGUGAGGAUGAUCGCAAAGUGAUGAAAGAAAUAAUGAAACAAGCACCUUAUCCGGUUAAAGCACGAGUAAUAGCAUCAGGUUAGAUUCAAUAAUCUCUGUUUGAUGAUUAAGAAACAUUUUUAACUAACAUAACGUCUCAGAACCAGUCGCAAUGGUCUAGAUGAGUUCAUUUUUUUAUCGUCCCUUGGUUCCCAUGUUCGAAAAUUAUUUCAUACCUUUUAUUCUGUGGAUUCAUUCGUUCUUAUGGAAUCAUAUUCUGUAUGCGUAAUGUUCUUUUGCUAUCACUGCUACUUUGAUAUUCAUUUUGACAAUUUACCUCCCCGUGCUUAUGUAGUGUGGUAAUUUGAAUAUUUGCACAUAUGUUCCAGGUUCUACGUCGCUUAUAAUUGACUGACUGACUACAUUUUCAUUAGUUUUAGUUAGUAGUUAUAAAAGUUCCAUUCAGUAGUAGAAGUUGCACAAGCUUCGACAUGAAUAUGAAUAGAAAAACUAAAACAUCCAGCCUCUAAAUUAUUACCUGGGUAACUUGGUCGCAUGACUGAAGUUUUGAUAACCAUGUUUACAUUCUGUUAAUCAUCAUACAUGAUUAAGAGAAUUUAGUGUUAUAAGUUGUGAUCAAAAUUUGGGUGAAUGGUUUUGCACAAAUUGUGAACCGACUAAAUAAAAUUUAAAAGACAAAAUGUAUAUUUGCGCGGAAUUUAAAGUUCAGGGAGUGAUAGUUUGUUUGUUUAUGUAAACUAAGUGGACGUUCGCGAUGUCCGUUCUAAAAUGCUCGGAAUCGAUUAUAAGACUAAUUACUGUGUUUAGGUAAUGCUCAUCUAAAUCCAACCUUACCCUAUAAUCAAAAUCAAAUCAGUCAUUCUAAGAUUUUUUGAAGAAAAACUUAUUUCAGGCUACCAUGCUAAACGCUCAAAGUAUUAAAGUUCAGUCGCUGUGAUUUUUAUAAAUAUAACUUUAUGGAUAACUUAUUUAGUAGUUCAUAAAACAACACAUUAGAAAGGAAGAUGAAACUAGUCACUUAUACGAAGUAUGCAUUUUGUAAACUGCAAAGUAAGCUUCAAACUAUCAAUUACUAACUAGUUUUUUCUCAUUCUUGACUAAUUAAUUACUUACUGAGUGCCAUCAAAAGUAAUGUAUACAACUGCUUUAAUUUAAAAGCCACGAAACAUAUACGAAUAAUAGAAAGAUCUAAUGUGACGUUUAGCGCUUACACGUCUACAUCAUUCUGAUAAUUGUUAAAUAAGGAUACUAGGGAUUAUACAGCACAAAGUUGUCUCCCAACUGUUUCAUAUGUAGUCCUAACACAACUUUAGGAGAUAGUAGUUUUGGAUAUACCUUGAAGAGAAUGCCUAUAUAUGUUUUGAAAGUUCUAGAUCCAUAAUUUAUUGAUUUUAGUUUUUCAUCUAUAAAUACUUCGGGGAAUUCAAUUGUGCAAUUUCUACGGAUAUUUUCUAGAUGUUAUUGCUACUUAUCAGUCCAAAAUUACUCGCUUGGAACCUAUAAUUGGAAAAAUCUUGGCUGCAGAAGCUGAGGAGCGAGAAUUGAGGGCCGCUCAAAGUCAACUAUCCAAGGCUGAGGAGUUAGUUACUUGUAUGAAGUCUGAAACGGCACCUCUCUCAUGUGUGGAAAGGAGAGUAGACUGGUUCGCUGAACGUAAACGUGAUAAGAAGACUAUUGGUCGAAAACUCAAGGUGUCUCAGUCGAAAAAGCGCAAAGUCAGUUGUGAUAGUGAUUCUGAAUAAUACUUAUUUCAGUGUAAAUUAUCUUUUAUA
Molecule: messenger RNA, 4345 nt
Organism: Schistosoma bovis
Lineage: Eukaryota; Metazoa; Platyhelminthes; Trematoda; Strigeidida; Schistosomatidae
Source: the annotation of a GenBank genome assembly